AUGGUCAAGUUGCCUGGGGAUCUUGAGGAUCUUCAGGACUCUGAAGUUUUGAGGAAUACACGGAAGCGUAAAAGCAACUCUAUUUUACGAGUCGGGGUUUUAACUUGUGGUAUUUUUCUGCUAGGUUGGCUGUUGUUUUAUGCUUCUUCAGUAACGCAGUUUGUUCUUCCUUCAGAUUGGUUGCUGGAGAUGAGGUUCUCGAGCUGUGGAGGCGGACGAGGAGGAGGUGCAAGCGGAGAUGGUAUGUUCAACUCGGAGUUUGUUACAAGUUCGCGCUGUUCCAAGAUUGCCGCAGUUUCCCCAAAAUUUAACAAGUCCAUAGGGACUAUUUUUAAUGAUGCAGAUUUCAAAUCAGACGCAGUGUUGAAGUUGCGUGGGGCAGUGCAGAUCCCAACAGUUAUAGAGGACAACUACCCACCUCCUUCAGAAGAUCUGGAAUAUUAUUCCGAGUUCUUUAAAUUACAUAAGUACUUGGAGGAGCAGUUCCCUCUUGUUCAUUCGUCUCUAAAGCUCGAGAAGGUGAAUAAAGUAGGGUUGUUGUAUACAUGGAAUGGGUCUGAGCCAGACUUAAAGCCGCUUCUCCUAACAGCGCAUCAGGAUGUGGUUCCUGUGAAUCCGACGACUAUCGAUGAGUGGGAAUAUCCUCCGUUUGAUGCGUUUUACGACGAGAAGAGGGAUAUAAUUUGGGGGAGAGGUGUUCUAGAUGAUAAGUAUUUACUAAUAGCGGAGUUAAUUGCUGUGGAACAACUUUUAAAGGAUGGGUUUACCCCUAGGAGAACUUUGCUUAUAGGGUUUGGUUUUGAUGAGGAAGUCGGGGGUAUCCAAGGUGCCAAGGAAAUUUCAAAAGCGGUGUAUGAGCGUUAUGGUGAUGACGGGAUCUAUGCACUUCUUGACGAAGGUUAUGGUGUUCGAGCACUAAAUGAACAUUUAUACAUCGCUCCAAUUUUGGUUAGUGAGAAAGGCUAUGUCGAUUUAGAAGUCAAGAUCCAUGGUCAUGGCGGUCAUUCCUCGGCGCCACCAGUUCACACUACGAUUGGUGUUGCUUCUGAAUUAAUUUCUUUGAUUGAAGAUAAAGUGUUCCCAUACCACUUUAAUGAAGGAAACCCGCUAAAUUCAAUGCUAGAAUGUGUUGCAGAACAUACAGAUUCUAUGCCAUAUAAUGUCCGCAGAGCUUUAUUAAGUACUCACCGCAGUAGAAUAGAUGACAUGGUCAUUACUAGUUAUCUUUCCCAUAAUCCCCUAUAUUCGCCAAUGAUAAGGACGACUAAAGCAGUAGAUGUUAUAAAGGGCGGUGUGAAGGCAAAUGCUUUACCGGAGUCCACGACCUUCAUAGUUAACCACAGAGUAGAAAUCACCUCUUCUAUAGAUGCAGUUAUAGAAGAUGAUCUGGUGCUUGUUAAAAGAGUAGCUAGAAGGCACGGGUAUGGUAUCACCUUAGAAGGCAAGGAAAUCUGGCCGGCUACCCCUAUUGGCUAUAUCGAGGUCACACCCCUUAAUAGGUUGGAUCCCUCUCCAAUAUCCCCUACAAGUGGUUCAACGUGGGAUGUGUUCGCUGGCACAUUGCAAGAUGUUUAUGAGUCCAAUGUGCUCGUUGACAAAGAUAUUGACUUUUACGUUACGGGCUCAUUAUUUUCUGCGAAUACGGACAGUAAGUUUUAUUGGAAUUCAACUAAAAAUAUCUAUCGGAUGAGUGCUGCGGUUUAUACACCUGAUAUGAUGGAAAAGAUCCACUCAGUGAACGAAUACAUACAUGGUUCUUCUCUCUUGAAUACAAUAGGGUUCGUUUAUGAAUAUGUUGUGAACGUUAACGAACAAUUUAAGGAUUCUUAA
Molecule: messenger RNA, 1830 nt
Organism: Eremothecium cymbalariae DBVPG#7215
Lineage: Eukaryota; Fungi; Ascomycota; Saccharomycetes; Saccharomycetales; Saccharomycetaceae
Gene: CPS1
Product: Gly-Xaa carboxypeptidase
Exons: 1
Coding region: 1-1830 (609 amino acids)
Cellular component (GO): fungal-type vacuole lumen
Molecular function (GO): metallocarboxypeptidase activity
Source: RefSeq, a predicted model, not a curated record